CAGAGGUGCAGCUGUUGUUAUUAUUAACCCAGCUGUGUAAUCCCUUGAACUAUGCAAGCUCAGCGAAACGCAGGUCCCAGAAAGCAGCAAACCACACCUCAGAUGAGGAUAGGAAAGACCACGCAUUUCAUUCCUUGCCUCUUCCUGCCUUCCGACUUACACAACGAUCUGCUAACAAGCCUGUCGCUCGGGUUGCUAAUACAAGCCCUGGGCUGUUGAGUUCUGCACUGCUGGAGAACCGAGCUACACUUAGUGCAAAUGCAAGUGGUAAUCCAACAACGGCCAACUACAUGAGGGACAUCAGUGAAAAGACCGUCUCAAUUUGCCUUCAGCAGAAGGCUCUUUCUGGUGUCACGAUUAUUUUGGAAGAGUGGCAUUUCCACUGCCCAAUAGCAGUCCAAGAGAAAACAUUCUUUUGAUUGGUUAGAGUCAUCAGAAAAAAGGCGUCGUUCAAAGCGGUGGCACCAAAGGAAGGUGGAAGAGUGUUGUGGACUCCAAGACUGUCGCUAUGGAGACUCUGCUCUCUCAGGCCGAACAGCUGCCCAGCCUUUUAGCGGCCUCCCGCUCAGCGCUGGUGCGAGGCUGGGAUACGGCUACUCUGCAGCGGGCUUUGGAUUGGGGCCACUUUUUCCAGCAGCUCCACAGCCGCCUCCUCUGCCAACCAGGCCUCAGGACUGCUUUAGAGAGACGCCUGUGCCGGGGGCGCCGGCUCAGCCUGGGCCAUUUGAGGCGCUGCCCACAACUGUUGGGCUUGGCACUGCUGGAGAACCGGGCGCUGUCUUCUGCUGCUUAUCAACACCUGCUGCGUGGCCUCUUGUUCCCUGGAGGCCACGGUGAGGGCUCCUUCAUCCCGCUCCUGACCAGGCGCAAGGCUGCCUCUCAGCUCCUCUGCGUCCAUUUGGCACCGCCUCCUGAGGUGUCUGCUGAGCACUGGGUGACUCCCCAGCUCAGAGCCCAGGCUCAACUGCUGCUAUCGCAGCUGCGGGAGGAAGGAGGCGGGGAGGACCGUGUCCCUUCCUCCUUGGUCCUCCUGGACCAGCUCCCGCGUGGCCUCAUGCUUUACAGAGUGGUGGCGGUGGCAUUGCUGGAGCCCGCUGGGGAGGCCAAGGCCAGAGCCCUGCUGCUCCUGUGGUUGUUACAGGGAGAUCCAGCCCACCUCUCUGUUUUCUGCCGCCUCCUGCCUGCCCCAGGGAUGGCUUCAUUAUGCAGCCGGUAUCCUGAGUUGUGUGUCCAUUACUUUAGCUAUUUAGCCGCUUGGGGAAGCCGCCUCAGUUAUGACCUACUGCAAGGGGAGUGGAAAGUCAGCGGUUUGGAAGAGGACGAAGUACCCUGGCAGGAGAUGCGGGAACGAGUUGUUUGUCUUCUGCAGGAACCAGAGCCUCUUCACAGUUCAAUAAGGACCCAGUUGAGUCAACUGAAAGCCAAAGAUGGGGACUUCGAAAUCCGGGGCCUGAGCGUGUGGACUGAUCUUCUGCUGGACAUGGAGACUGCUGCCCUGGAGAAGAUGCUCGUCCCUAAUCUUUUGUGAGGGCCUGAGACGAAGCAUCAGGAAACCUAGGGAGGGAAAAUGUUACUCUUUCAUCACCUCAGGGAAAGAUAACUUGAUGCUUUUGGUUUGCAGUCUUGAAAUCGAAUGGCAGUCUCCUGAACUGUAGGGUGUUCACUUACAUUGUAAUAGGGCUUUUUGUGAAAGUGAAGCCAGCACACCAUGUUAAUCCACUUUUUUCACUAAUGGCUGAGCGACUUUGUUCUUUAGCUUGCUUAACACUUGACUUCUCUGUAUUAGUCCACUUUCUCAAUCAAUAAUGGCAAAAAACCUAGCAGCAACUUUGUAAAGAAAUCUGGUUGCGUAUUUCUGCAAAGUCAAAAUGUAUAUUUUGGAAGCUGCAUUCUUGUGGAUACAAUACAAUAUUUGGUUUGGAACGGAUGGAUCCUUUCUGCCACAUACCUAAGAAUUCUGUUUUGCUAAGAUUUCUAAAGGAAGGCAAUUUAGUGAGAGUAAUUUGAUCCAACUAAGAGUUUUCAAGAAUGAAGAUUUGACUUCUAGGUGUAGGCCUUAUAAAUUUACUUUUAUUUGGAGUCAUUCUAAACUACAUCUCAACAAAUCUUUUGCCAGAAAUUUAACAUAAUUUUUUUUGCUGAACAUUCAAGAAUUGCAUAGAUUUAAAUACGUAGGCUACAGGCUGAAGAUAAAGAUGCUUGGUGGUUUCUCCCUGUAAGAGUUUGGACUUCUCAUUGAGUAACCAGAAGUUUAAUUUGUUUUGUGACUUUAGUAAAUUGUAUCUCAGUUACAUUUUUUUCAGUGUGAUCAAUAAUGAACCUGUUUUAAGCAUACUGUAUAUUUUCAUAAACCUUCAUUACAUGUUGACCUCAAACAAUGAGAAACAUUUUUGUAUAUGUAUAAUGAA
Molecule: messenger RNA, 2408 nt
Organism: Eublepharis macularius
Lineage: Eukaryota; Metazoa; Chordata; Lepidosauria; Squamata; Eublepharidae
Gene: FANCF
Product: FA complementation group F
Exons: 1
Coding region: 509-1528 (339 amino acids)
Biological process (GO): interstrand cross-link repair
Cellular component (GO): Fanconi anaemia nuclear complex
Source: RefSeq, a predicted model, not a curated record